Messenger RNA from Geosmithia morbida, 1989 nucleotides. RefSeq names its product transcription initiation factor TFIIH subunit 1. The record is from RefSeq and is a predicted model, not a curated record. The coding region runs from base 1 to 1989 and encodes 662 amino acids. Gene Ontology annotation, cellular component: transcription factor TFIIH core complex; transcription factor TFIIH holo complex. Gene Ontology annotation, biological process: transcription by RNA polymerase I; nucleotide-excision repair; transcription by RNA polymerase II. The transcript is spliced from 2 exons. NCBI's taxonomy places the organism in Eukaryota, Fungi, Ascomycota, Sordariomycetes, Hypocreales, Bionectriaceae.
AUGACCAUUCCAGUGGGUCGCACUCUGUACAAGAAGAAAGAUGGCAUCCUCACCUUGACCCCGGACCAGCAGACGGUCACAUGGACGCCUAACUCAAGCGGACUACAGACACUCUCACUGCCGGUCUCUUCCAUUUCAAACCUACAACAGACACCCGAGACGUCGGCCAAGGUCAUGCUCAAGAUACUGGAAAAGUCGCCCAAUGGCGAGCCCAUAUCCCAUCUAUUCCACUUCAACACACCAGAGGCUAAGAUUGAGGCCUCGGCUGUCAGGGACCUGCUAUCUAGCAUACUCGCAGACAUUCGGAGCAACGACCCCAAUGUGCCGAAGCCCACGCCCGGCACACCUACCGGUGCUACUAGAACCGACACGGGUGCGCCGCAGGGACAGCAGCAACAGCAAGAGGCAAACGGUAGUAGCAGGUCCGCAUCCAUGGCCUUUGCCAGUACCGUCAACUCUCAGGCAGCCUCUAUACGGUGGUUCGACGACAACCAGCUCAAGAAUGACAUUGAGCUACAGCAGUCUCUCAUGAGAAAGGAUAAGAGCCUUCACAGAACCUAUAUGGAAGCCAUGUCGACAAAACCGGAUAGCAUAUCAGGAGCUGCUUUCAACUCGCAGUUCUGGUCCACAAGAACGAACAUGUUGCGCUCCCACGCCAUCGAGACGAACCAGAAAAAGGGCGCCUACAACGUCUUGUCCACCGUCAAGCCGCGCACCGUCGACGGCGAGCUCAAGCUCAGCAUCACCAUCGAGCAGGUGCAGAUGAUAUUUUCACAGCACCCGCUUGUCAAGCGCAUCUACAACGAGAACGUUCCCAAGCUAUCCGAGGCCCAGUUCUGGUCGCGCUUCUUCCUCAGUCGCCUGUCCAAGAAGCUCCGUGGUGAGCGCGUCGCUGACAAUGACCCGCCUGACCCCCUUUUUGACAAGUACGAUGCCAGCGAGAACACCCAGGGUUUCCAGAGUCGAAUCAUGGCCCAGAGCGUGCCACACAUGAUCGACAUCGAGGCCAACGAAGAGAAUCAAGGCGGAUUCAAGAGUGGCAAUGCCAAGGACAUCGAGAUGCGCCCCCGCGCCAACAUCCCUAUUGUCAAGACGCUCAACAGCCUCAGUGAGCGUAUUAUGACCAACGUCGCACCUUCAGACGCCCACGGCGGUGGUGCUGGUGACGAUUCCGACCUCUUUCGAGAGCUUGCACUACGCGAUCUCCGAGAGGAGGAACGCGAGCAGCGCAUCAUCCUCAAUGUCAAAGAGCAGAACAAGUUCUUCUCGAAGCGCGACGCAGCACCAUCAGCCAACGCACGUCUAUUUGCGCAACAGAAGCCAGACGAUGUACUAUUCGAGAUUCAAGGCGACCUAGAAACACUCGAGGAAGAUGGCGGAGGCGGGAUAGAUCUUCAUGCAGGUAUUGGCUUCGACGACGAGAGCGAGAGCGACGACGACCAAGAUGACGGGAACAGUAAGAAGAAGCGUGCGCACGUGGGGUCGCGGUCCGUCCUGCGGGCCGCAGACAGGGACAUCAUGGACGGGAUACGGCAGCAGCGAUCACAGCAAUAUGGACAGGAUAGUGACGCGACGACACCCAUGGGCCUAUCGCAAGGCGUGGCGGACAAGUGCGGACUCACUCACGCCACGACGGUUGAGUUCCUACACCAGUUCUGGGCAGCUUUCCUGUCUGGCGACGCCGACCGCGCCGCCGAGCUGCAGUACCUAGCCGAGUCGCUGACCAAGUCGGCGGAGCGCGUCAAUGCCGUGGCCGACGAGGCAGAGGCCGACCGUUCCGAGACCAUUGCCAGUCGCAAAAAGGAGAUCAGAGCACACUACGAGCGCACAGGUAAGAAGAUUCGCUGGAAGGCAGAUAUGGUCGGCGGGGGGCGCGACGCCGUCGUCAAGCUCAUGCAGCCCAUUCUCGAUGCGAUUGAAAAGGCUCGCGCAGACUAUGCACGUGCUCUGGCGGCCGAAGGUGUUAAGGUGUCUACGGAGCAGGUUUAA